UGCUUGCUGAGCUGUAGCAGAACAGAAGAAAAAAAGAAGGAAAAAAAAGGAAAAGACGAGUGCAGUUCAGACCCGAUUGCAUGAAUGUGUCAGGGGAGUUGGCCUGAAGUAUCACAUGAAGUUUGGUGCAUCUCCAAUGGAGCGUGUCUGAGUAGGACGACUCGAUUCGAAUUAUUUCUCAUUAUGGCAAGCCUACAGCUGCUGCUGCUCCUGACUCUUCUUGUCUGCUCUGCUUGUGGAGCUGGGCUAGAUGAUAAGAAAGGACAAUUAGAAGAUAAACUCUUGGAAGUGCAAGAAGCCACACCAGUGCCAUAUGCUAUUUUUCAGUUUAUAUCCACAGCAGAGGGCGUGUCAUCUUAUCUGGUGAGCGGUGAGACAGAGGGGAAGAUCAACAUAUCUACUGAUGGCUGGCUGUACCUUUCAGAAGCACUGGAAUGGAGCCCAGGAAAAAAACAUACUCUAAGUAUUGGGGCACUUUCAGCUGAUGGUGAAACCGUCGAUGGACCUUGCACAGUUGUUCUCCAUGUUGUGGAUGUCAACAACAAUCCUCCUAUCUUUGAUCAGGUCCAGUAUAGUGGAACUAUCAGAGAGCAUUCACCUGCAGGAAGUUCAAUUGUCCGUGUGUUUGCCACGGAUGCCGAUGAUCCGGACACACCCAAUUCACAACUGAGCUACAGUAUUGAGAGCCAAAUCCCCAACCCUACUGGUGUAGCUUUCUUUACCAUUGACCCAAACACUGGCGAAAUUUCCACCACAGAAGAGGGAGCUGCAUCACUAAGAGCUAGACCUGGAGUGAGGUACAGUCGUGGAGAAGCUCGGGGGAGUGUUGACGUUCUGAAGAAGAAGUUUGAUGAAUUCUGCCUUCCAAAGAACGAGAUACCAGUCGAGAACAACCCCUUCUUCACUUGUGUCCAACGUGUUGAGAGCAGGCAACUGAAUGUCAUGCAGGAUCCAGACUACACUCUAAUUGUGCGAGUGGAGGAUUUAGGUGGUGGGGCUCCAACUGCGCUGAGCAGCAUCACAAGGGUCAAUAUUGCUGUGACUCAAAAUCUGUGGAUUAGCCCUGGCCUAUUGCCCAUCAUGGAGAAUUUAAAAACGGACUACCCCAUGUUACUUACCACGGUACGUGCCAAUGACCCCAAUGCACUGUACAGACUGGUGCAGAAGGAGAGAGAGGUUCCCUUUCCUUUCACUAUCGAUGAAGAUGGAAAUAUCUUCGUCACUGAGCCGCUGGACAGAGAGACCAAGGAUGGGUACACCCUGGUAGUCUUGGCUGUGGAUGAGCAAGGCGUCGAGCUCGAAUCUCCUAUGGAGAUCCAUGUUGAGGUGGGAGAUGUGAAUGAUAACCCUCCUGAGUGUACCGAAGCUGAAAUGGUGUUGGAGGUGCAGGAGAAUGAGAAAAUUGGUAGCCGUGUCGGAGAUCUAAAGGUUCAUGAUGCCGACGAGCAACGGAACUCACUGCUGGUGUACUCGAUUUUGAGCCAGAGUCCCACCAAUCCAUCUGACGGAAUGUUCUUCAUUGACGAAACACGUGGAACGAUCCAAGUGGCCAACCAUAACUUCCGUAGGAAGGAUGUGCCGAAAUAUCAUCUUAAGGUUUCAGUUACAGAUGGAGCUCACAGCACAGUGUGUAAUGUUGUCAUCAACAUCAUUGACCUCAAUAACGAGAUCCCCAUCUUUGAGAAGAAUGAUUAUGGGAGAUACAGUGUUCCAGAAUUAGCUGAAAUCGGGGACACUCUGCUAACUAUCAAGGCUACGGAUGCUGAUGACCCAGGGACAGGCAGCUCGAAGGUGGACUACCACAUCACUGCAGGUGAUCCGGACAACGUAUUCGCCAUCGAAGUUGAUGAUGCCACUGGAGAGGGCAGAAUCUACAUAGCACGGCCGUUGGAUUAUGAGACUCAGUCCACCUAUAAUCUUCAGAUUGAUGCUCGUAAUCCUGAGCCACUAAUCGAGGGGGUGAACUACGACGAUCGUUCCACCGCGGUCGUUGCCAUUGAGCUGGUCGAUGUCGAUGAGCCUCCAGUGUUCACCCUAGAUAUUAUGAAUGUCAACAUUCCAGAAAACGUCACUGUAGGAACCACCAUCUUGACAGCCGAUGCUAAAGACCCAGAGGGACACAAAAUCAUGUUUAAACUGGAGGGAGAUGAGCAUGGCUGGCUGGACUUAAAUGCUGAAACUGGAGAGUUGAAAACCAAAGCAACGAUGGACAGAGAAGUGGUGGAUCAACUCACUGUCCGAAUCAUCGCAUAUGAGUCAGAGGGUCAGAUGCAGCAAACUGAGAGGGAAGUGUCCAUCCAGCUGAUGGAUGUAAAUGAUAACUAUCCUAAGCUACAGCGCUCUCGAGGAUUCAUAUGUGUGAAGAAGCCAGAGCCCUUGAUCUUAACUGCUGUGGAUGGAGAUGCUGAACCAUUUGGAGAACCCUUUACCUUCACUUUGCAACUGACCAACCGCAAAUCUCAGAACUGGGCACUUGUAUCUGUAAAUGGCACCUCAGCUAAGCUCACGCUGAAGAAGAAGCCCACCAGUGACCAGACCAUCAGCAUUCCUGUCAACAUCAAGGACAAUGCAGGGAUGGGUAUUACACAAAAGAUCGACGUUCGAGUAUGCAACUGUACUCAGAUGGGUUACUGUUUUAUUGCGCCAGAGAGUCCUGCUUGGAAGUUUAGCCUGUCCACUACAGUGGGCAUUCUAGGAGGAGUUUUGGGAUUUAUCGUUUUGCUCCUGGGUUUUUUUAUAUGCCGCACGAAGAAGAAAGGGAAAAAGGAAACAACGACGGCUGAUGGGGAAACCAACGCCAUGCUCUAGAUGCCAUUCUCAGUUACACACACCGGAUUAUUCAGUUCACAUGCAGUGUUGAUAGCGCAUGGUCUCUUUGAACUCUGUUUUUUUUGUAUUUUAUUUGGCAGGUAAUUUAAAGUUUAAAAAAAAAAAAAGUGUUGAACUAUGUAGUACUGGGACACACUUUAGGGCUGGAAUUGUCCAUUUCUGUUUUAAAGAGAAGGCGCCGGAUCGUAUCCAGGUGACGCUCCCAUGUCCUGUAUUAGGCUUUCUUAAACAUCUCAAUUAAAUCACGUUGAUUAAUAUUAAAUGUUUAGCUAACUCUUAGAAUAAAACAGAAUUGCAAAUGACCUGAUUUAGCCAAGAGUUUGACAUAACACUCCAUCAUAUAAUUUCUCCAUCUGUAAUUCCUCACUCACCAGUGUUUUUGCUGCUGCUGAUUUUGGUUGUGGAUUUUCUGUGCGUGUGUGGUCAGUGAAAGUUUAUACUACAUUAAUGUAUGCUCUGUUAAAAUACAACUGCUUAUA
Messenger RNA from Neoarius graeffei (lesser salmon catfish), 3308 nucleotides. RefSeq names its product cadherin 17, LI cadherin (liver-intestine) (gene cdh17). The transcript has 19 exons. NCBI's taxonomy places the organism in Eukaryota, Metazoa, Chordata, Actinopteri, Siluriformes, Ariidae. Gene Ontology annotation, molecular function: cadherin binding; calcium ion binding. Gene Ontology annotation, biological process: cell-cell junction assembly; cell morphogenesis; calcium-dependent cell-cell adhesion. Gene Ontology annotation, cellular component: plasma membrane; catenin complex; adherens junction. Bases 85 to 2808 code for a protein of 907 amino acids. The record is from RefSeq and is a predicted model, not a curated record.